Messenger RNA from Mus pahari (shrew mouse), 4461 nucleotides. RefSeq names its product solute carrier family 35 member E2A. Bases 1014 to 2231 code for a protein of 405 amino acids. The transcript is spliced from 10 exons. The record is from RefSeq and is a predicted model, not a curated record. Gene Ontology annotation, cellular component: Golgi apparatus. Lineage: Eukaryota; Metazoa; Chordata; Mammalia; Rodentia; Muridae. Gene Ontology annotation, molecular function: antiporter activity.
GUCCAAGACUCAGAGAGUACGGGGGUUAUUCGCUUGUUCGCCGCUGAGCGCUUCUCGUCUUCUGACUUUAGUCAGAUUUUAGGCUCCUUGGAAUCAGACCCCUGGGUUUGACUUGGAAGACGGUACCUUCGCGGUCUCAGAGGAUUGGCUCCUUCACCGUGGUCUCGGUGGAAUGUUCCGGAAUGUACCACAGGCCAGAGGAGCGAUACUUGCACAUUCGUCCAACAUCACAGAUUCCGGAGUGGUGGGACGUUCCGGAAGGUGCCAACAGGAGGCCACAAGGCGGUGGUGUGGCCGCGCAUCGUCGCCCGCCCCAUGGUUUGUGGUGGACCGCUACGGAAGGUGCGAAUGCGCCGUUACGGCGUUCUGGUUCCCCAUGAUGGGCCGCGGUGGAAAGUUCUGGAAGGUGCCAUCGUGUGCCUGCAUGGGGUGUAGUCUGCCAGGGCUUCCUGUGCAUCACGUCCGGCUCUCUCCCCGCCCACCAGUGUGUGUCCCAAAUCUAAAACCCUUAGGAUCUCUGCUAGAGGACUGUGGGAGGGUUCGUGGCUCUCGCCCUUCACUCUGAAUCCCUCUGGGUGAAGCUGCUCGGUCCCGAGUCGGCGGCGCGGGCUAGCUGGCUGUGUCUUCCGUGGGCGUGGGCUGAGGCUCUGCAUAAACUCCAGUGGCAGCCUCAGAACUGAACCCCAUCGGGGACCGGGGGCACCCCGUCCUGCAGUCAGCCUAGGUCAACUUAGGGACCGUUGGCACCGGGCGCCCUGAAAGCGGGCUUCGCUGGACUGGACGCACAGUGCAGAACAUAGAGAGACAGAGAACAACAUGAAGGACCUGUCUACAACAUGGAUAUCCUGUGGCUGCUUUUGCUUCCUUACUUUGCUGGAGACCAGCAUGCUGGAGUCAACAUUCAUGCAGACCAGGGCUGCUGCCUCUUCCUCCAGCUGUGUCUCUCUGCCUGGGCAGUUGCUUUGAUCCAUGUGGUCUGUCUUUGAGAUUCACUCCUCGCAAGUGCCCUCAGCAUGUCAUCAGCAGCAAAAUCCCAAGUGCUGGAGGAGACUGCGCCUGGCUGUGAGGAAGAGCCCAAGGGAAAAACACUUCUCACUUGGGCGUCCCUUUUUGGUCACCGGAGUGAGAAGAUUGUCUUUACUAAAGGUGAUGGCAGCCCAGAGGAGAGCCUGCUCACUGUCACCAUCACGGAGACUACUGUCAUUGAGUCGGACCUGGGUGUGUGGAGUUCAAGGGCUCUCAUCUACCUCACGCUGUGGUUCUUCUUCAGCUUCUGUACACUGUUCCUCAACAAAUACAUCUUGUCCCUUUUAGAGGGAGAGCCCAGCAUGUUAGGUGCAGUGCAGAUGCUGUCAACAACAUUAAUUGGAUGUGUUAAAAUAUUUGUUCCUUGCUGUUUAUAUCAACACAAAACCCGGCUUUCUUACCCUCCCAAUUUCAUCAUGACUAUGCUCUUUGUGGGCCUCAUGAGGUUUGCAACGGUGGUUUUGGGGCUAGUCAGCCUCAAGAACGUGGCAGUGUCCUUUGCUGAGACAGUGAAGAGCUCGGCUCCCAUUUUCACUGUGAUCAUGUCUCGGAUGAUUCUGGGGGAGUACACAGGGCUGCUGGUCAACCUGUCCCUCAUUCCAGUCAUGGGAGGACUAGCGUUGUGCACUGCCACGGAAAUAAGCUUCAACAUCCUGGGGUUUUCAGCUGCGUUAUCCACCAACAUUAUGGAUUGUUUGCAGAAUGUUUUUUCAAAAAAGCUUCUCAGUGGGGACAAAUACCGGUUCUCGGCCCCGGAGCUGCAGUUCUACACCAGCGCUGCUGCUGUGGCCUUGCUGAUUCCGGCAUGGACCUUCUUCAUGGAUGUCCCUGUGAUUGGUAGGAGUGGGAAGAGCUUCAGCUAUAGCCAGGACAUAGUGCUGUUGCUGCUGACAGACGGCGCCUUGUUUCACCUUCAGAGUGUCACUGCAUAUGCCCUGAUGGGAAAGAUCUCCCCUGUGACUUUCAGUGUCGCCAGUACUGUGAAGCACGCCUUGUCUAUCUGGCUCAGCAUCAUUGUUUUUGGAAACAAAAUCACUAGCCUGUCUGCCAUUGGCACCAUCCUUGUCACAGUGGGUGUCUUACUCUACAACAAAGCCAGGCAGUAUCAGCAGGAGACCAUGCAGAGUCUAGUCACAGCCACCAGCCGAAACCCAGAAGAUGACACAGAGCCAUUGGUUCCCCAGGACUCUAGACAGCACCACUGAUUACCUGAUGCUGUGUAGAUCCAGGCCUAGAUGUUCCUUCUGUACUCUGUGCUGGAAGAAAGAGGGAAAUGAUGCAGGGCAGGUCUCUCACUCCUUCCUGGAAAUCAGAUGGGGAAUUUGGGAAUCGGCUUCUGCCUGGCAGAGCACCACAGGAGGAUCAAAUGAUCUACAGCUCCCCUGGCUGCAAGUGAACCAGUGUCUCAGUGCCCAGCCUACACUGUGGAAUAAGUACAGGCGCCUGAGUUGCUGUCUGCUUGAUGCCAUCCAGGAGACACCACCACCACCACCACCACCGGCACAGAAGCCUCUUGGUUCUUGACAGUCUAUGAAACAGACAUUCCAGAUGCCAAUGACUCUAGCAUGGAGCCAUGAAACCCUGAGAAACCAGAGUAGCAGACAGAAAAGACAGGUUUCUCCUGCCACGGAGAGGCAGUGCUAUGUGAAAGAAAAGUGUCUCCUUCUUGGCCUGUGCUAUACUGAACUACCCUACUCCAGGGUUGUUGUCCCAUGUUUCUGCUACCCAUUUUGUGACUGCCCAUUCUGGGAACUUGGCGGCAAAUCUCUAAUUCAAACAGAUGGUCUGGAAGCAGACUAUUCUGAAUGGCACAGUUGGCUACCCUAUGCAGAUUCCCCUUCAGGAUGGAUGAUAGGGAAGUUUUGAAGAGCAUUUGAGUGUUUACAGGCUAUGCUGUAAUUAAAGGGACACUGCUUUUUGACAUAGCACAUGCCUGUAGAGGUAUCUCCAUGUAAGUUACAUCGAAGUGUACAUGCACAGCUAACUCUUCACCAGGGAUCAUAUGAUGACUGCCUGAGCCACCAGGUAUCCAGAGCUUAAGGUGGAGUGGAGGACAACAGUGGGCCUUGGGGGUAAGACGCUGAUGUUCUACAUUAUUCGGCAUUUUGUGAGUUGUGUGUGGGGUGCAGUCUGUUGCUAGCCAGUCUUUAAGACUCUCUCCAUUAACUCACAACUGCAGCCACUGGCACUUCUUGUCCAAGUCUCGCUGGUCCUCCCUGCUCUAAGUCUUACGUGCACAUGGUGGUUCACUGGUUUGAAAGUUGGCUUCUUACCUGGAAAGUAUGAAAAUAGCCCCUCAAAGAGAUAUUGGGGUAAAAAAGAGCAAUAAUUAUGUCUACGUUUUAUUUACUUGAAAAAGUCAUCUGCCAUGAGGCCUUUUAAUCUGUAAGCCAACUUUUAAAAGAAGCUGAUGUGUGCUGAACAUCAGCUAGGUGUGUCUUUACUAUGCUAUGUAAGGUCACCCACCUCCAUUGUGAAGAUGUUCUCUCAUUUGACUUUGCCCAGGUUUCUUUGCUCUUCUCAAAAUAAAGAUCCAGUGGAGGAUAGAUGGCAGAUGUUGGAUUAAUCUGUGUAGUAGACCUGUUUGCUCAAGAGCUGGCUGUGGAGCUGCUGACACAGAAGAGCACAUGCUUGUGGGUAUUGGUUGGAAGAGCUCUUAUGGCCUUUCCGCAGACCUUGUCUAAGUAUGCUCUGCCUUCUAUUAUUUGGAAUUUCUGCCUGUGUCCUGUGUUUAAUUAGGAAAUGGCCUUUUGUGACUUGCUCUAGCCAUCCAUCCCCCACAUCACCAGACUAAGCUUGUUUUGAUUUUUUAAGUUUUGGACUAGAAACAAAGACAGAUUUUUCUUAAAGCAAUUUUCUGUAAAGCUGCUUUGAGACUUGUCCUCAUAGGUGGAAAGAUCAUGGAAUCAGCUGCCUCCUUCAGGUCUUCUGGGACAGGGCUGGGUUGAGAGUCCUGGAAUGGCCCUGUUUGACCAUUUGUUAUGACUAUACCAUAACAAUACAUUUUUAAUUAACUUUGUUAGUACUUUCAUAGAAUACUAUGUUCUUCAUGAAUUGUUACUGAUGUAAAUGUACAAAUAUUGACACCACGUGUCAUUCCUUGUCCUGGAUAAUUCCUCCUGAGUUUAUGUCAUUGUCUGGUCUGUUGUAAACAGAACACUGGAUUGACCUUCUGAGCCAGCUAUCUGCUUACUCACUGCACGGAUGGUUAAAAGAUAUACACAUUUCUAAUUUCAAAAAUACUUCUAGGGGCUAUAGAGAUGGCCUAGUAGUUAUGUUUCUUGCUGAGGACCCAAGUUCAGUUCCCAGAACUCAUGUAGAGUGUUUCACCAACUUCAUAUGUAUAAUUUCAGCUUUAGGGAUUCUAAUGCCUCUGGCUUCUCUGGGCAUCUGCACACGGGCUUGUGUAUGAACACACACACAUAUACACAUACA